CACAAAAGCAUGGAUUGAGUAAUGUUUUCUCAGAACUGGGUGAUUUCACAUUUCAUUUAGGAUUCAACAUUUUUAUUCAUGUAUUGGUAUCUUUAUUUUAACUGUAAUAUAUUACUUCGAGACUCAAAUAGCCUAUGAUAUUUAGAAAUUGUUGCAUCAUCUACUGAGUCAGUAAUAAAGGGGGUGACUAUGAAUGGAAAGCAGAAAUGUGGUUGUAAAACAAAAACUUCAAUCUGAGAGCAAAUCCUUUUAACCCAGUUCCACUACUCCAGGGUCCCAACUUCACUCCAAGUUAGGGCCAUGUUGCCAAUACACUAUAUGAUUUGUAAAUUACUCAGUUUGUGCUUGCCAUUGUUUGUGUGUGUGUGUUAGUGUGUGAGAAAUGUUUUAGAUUAGAUUAUCCUUACGCGUAUUAUAGAGAAUUUACUCUGAGCGCCCCCACGCCCCACUCCUGCCCCAGAGCUCAGUCCUCUCAGCUGACUCGGCUUUGUGGAACACAGUGAAGCGAGUUCUAGGCGUCUUUUAUAACAAAUUACUCACACUCAACAAAACAAGAACAGAUUGCACAUCUACCUACCUCACACACACAGACACACCAUGACUUAAUAAAGUGAUGAAAGGAGAACCGGACUAUAAAGACCUGGGGCACUUUCACUGGAUUUUAAACCUCAAAUUGGUGGACUAAAUAUUUUGUUCUUGUGGGAUUUAUAUAGAUAUAUAUUAUUUUUUGGUAUUUGUAACAAAAUGAUGAAUCAAUCACUCUGGAAAGAUACAGGCCUCUUUUAUCUGUCACAUUGAGAUUUCCUGCUGAAACGUUACCUUUUCACCUUUCACAUUAAACAAACAUGUUGUUGAUGUGCUCUUAACAACAACACAAGACUACAUUGGAGUGGGUAUUAGGAUGUGGAUUUUCAAUGUUUCCCUGGAAGACUGAAACUGAACUUUAACUGGAGAUGACGGACCUCACUGAAGUAUCUGUUUACUCAGAAUCCUCUGUCAUUUACAAGAAUGUUUUCUGCAACCCCGCGUUUGAGCUUGAGGGUGAGCGUGAGGAGAAAGUGGAACGAUUCAGUUCUGCCAUGUCCCCAGAGCCAGUAAAGAGCCCAGCAGCAAGCAGCCGAGGUGUGUUCAGUGUGUGUGUGAUGCGUCUGCGAGGUCCGUGGUGUAGCUGGGGGGCCGUGGUGGUCUCUGUUGCUGCUGUGCUCCUGGUAGCAGCCCUGGGCCUGGCACUGGUGCUCAUCUUCACACAACUAAAGGGGCAGAGUGUGGAUGGGGAAGUGGUGUCGACCAAUCCCCUGGACUUGUUGACUGGAGAUGGACUGCCUCGUGGUCUACCCACAACCCCCACCAACCACAGUCAUAGGGACAGUACAGUGGCCCCACAGCCAGCCAGAUACCCUACCCCUGAAACUAGAUGUGGGGGCGUAUUGACAGACUCAGAGGGCAGCUUUAGCUCCCCCAACCACCCUGGGUCGUAUCCCCCAGACUCUCUGUGUGUCUGGGUGAUCCGAGCGCGGCCCCCAUCCCUGGUCCAGAUCCAUGUGUCCUCUCUGACCAUAGAAGGACCGUCCCCCUGCCUCUUUGACUGGCUGGAGGUUCAGGAGGAGACGGAGCAACCUUCUGUUGUCACCAGGCUCUGUGGCAAUGUGGCACCCCCUACUGUGAACACCAACAGCAGCACUGUGUGGGUGACUUUCCGCUCUGAUGGGAGCAUUGGAGGCAGCGGCUUCACCGCCCAGUACCAUGCCAUCACACCUGAACAGAAGAGCUGCUCCAGGGAGGAGUUUAUGUGUGACCACGGGCGCUGCAUCCUGCCUGUGUCAGUGUGUGACGGUCAGCCCAACUGUCAUGACCACUCUGAUGAGGCCAACUGCAGCCACAAGCACAAAGAUUGUGGGGGCCAAAAGACUGGACCCUACGGCUACCUGGCGAGUCCAAACCACCCAAAGCCUUACCCUCAUCAACAGUUGUGCACAUGGCGGAUCUCUGUCGAGGAGGGUCAUGUGAUCAGGCUGAGUUUCCGUAACUUCAGUCUGGAGACUCAGGACGUGUGUGAGUUGGACUAUGUGGAGGUGCAUGAUAGUGCUGCCACCGGGACCGGUAGAGUACUCGGACGGUACUGUGGCACCAGCCUGCCUCCUGAGCUGACCUCCUCUGGGCCUCAGAUAACCGUGAUGUUUGUGGCUGACGAGGGUGUGGCAGACAGUGGCUUCAACGCCUCCUACCAGGCCAUCUCACUCUCCGAGAGAACAUGCAGUCCUACUCAGUUUGCCUGCAGCAGUGGGGAGUGCCUGCACCAGGAGUGGCUGUGUGACGGAUGGACUGACUGUGCAGAUGGGACAGAUGAGCACGACUGUGACAACUCGACCUAUCCCCCUUUCAGCUCGUCCUGUGAGCCCAUUGAGGUGGAGAUGUGUCAGGGCCUGAGCUACAACCUCACCUCCUUCCCCAACAUCUGGCUGUCCAUCGCUGAUCAGAGAGAGGCAGCCAUGCUGCUCCGCCAGUACUUGGUGCUGAUGGAGCUGGCGUGUUUCCAGCCCCUGCGCAGGCUGGUGUGUGGGAUGUUCAUGCCCCACUGCAGCCCUCAGGGUGGGGUGCUGCAGCCCUGCCGGUCAGUGUGCUCCUGGGCAGAGCAGCAGUGUAGUCAGGCCCUGGACAUCUUCACCUUCAGCUGGCCCUUCAACUGCCACCUGCUGCCUGACUCCCAAGACCCUGUGGAGUGCUCCAGCCCCUGAUGCCUCUGUAGUAUAGCACUUGCCCCUUGAAUUUUCUACAGUACAACCAUAGUAAUGAGAGGAAGCCAACAAAGGACUGACUACAAGAACUCUUAAGAAUACCAUCAAAGCUCCAAUCUUUUCAAGGAACCUUGGAGACUUGCAGUCUCUCUUGGGCACUGUACAUCAUCAUCAUCUAAGGACCUUUACAUGCAAUAAAGAAUCACAAUGUUGCACUCUGCAGACUCAAUAUGGUGCUAGCCUUGUACAGCAUAAUACAGAUGUAUGGAACAAAACUGGUUGGAGUUUACGUGGGAAUAGAAAAUAAAUGUACAUAUUAACAAAAACAAUAUGGAAUUUGACAUACUGUAGCGUGAUGUUUUGCAAAUGUGUGUGAUUGGACCAUAACUUUUUUGUAUAAUGAAUUUGACUGAAUUAAGUUAUCCUUUUCAACAACCAGAGACAAUACCUGUAUAUUAUACAUCAAAUGCAAUGUUUUUGCACUAUAUUUAUUUCUGUGUGCAUGUCAUAUAAAAUAAUGAUUGAUCCUGUCCAGAAUCCUAAGGAAAUAACAUUUAAAAAAUGAUAGAAUCAUAAAACAUUUUUGACACACAGAAACAUGGUGCCUUGCUUUCAUUAGGUUAGUGAAUGAAUGAACUGUCGAGAUUUGACCUUUCCAGGGAGUACUGCAGGUUAUUAUGUCAGUAUUACAAAAUACAGUGACAUUACAAUCCAAAGUGGCUUUGAGAUGGAAGGUGAUUGUUCCUUACAUGACCCUACCUAAUAUCUCAUAUAUUCAAUAUAUAACUUCUGACAUGUAUGCUUAUAUGGGAUACAUUGAAAGCAAGAUGGCCUCAAUU
This is a messenger RNA of Coregonus clupeaformis (lake whitefish), 3574 nucleotides long. Its product is annotated as membrane frizzled-related protein-like. The record is from RefSeq and is a predicted model, not a curated record. The transcript is spliced from 13 exons. Bases 954 to 2735 code for a protein of 593 amino acids. NCBI's taxonomy places the organism in Eukaryota, Metazoa, Chordata, Actinopteri, Salmoniformes, Salmonidae. Gene Ontology annotation, molecular function: protein binding.